Leptopilina heterotoma is the source of this 3955-nucleotide messenger RNA. It is a transcript of the gene Dpp10, whose product is annotated as inactive dipeptidyl peptidase 10. The coding region runs from base 634 to 3357 and encodes 907 amino acids. The transcript has 16 exons. Gene Ontology annotation, molecular function: dipeptidyl-peptidase activity; serine-type peptidase activity. The record is from RefSeq and is a predicted model, not a curated record. NCBI's taxonomy places the organism in Eukaryota, Metazoa, Arthropoda, Insecta, Hymenoptera, Figitidae. Gene Ontology annotation, biological process: proteolysis.
AUCACUUAUGAAAUAUCACUUUUUGGAUAAAUCAAUCUUUAAUAAUUAGAGCCACGAUAAAUUUUCUUUUCUUAAAAUAUUUUCGACGUUCCUUUCAGCGUUCAUUGUGAAUAAAAAAAAAAUUGAAAGGAUUUUUGAAGAAAAGAGAAGAAAUGGCUUUUCUUAAAAUUAAUAUCAAAAGAAAACGUUUUUCAAGUGUUGGAAUUCAUAUAAUAAGCGUGCAAAAAUUGUAAAGCACAUUUUUCAUAAAUAUACAUGUAUAGUAUAUAAAUAUAUAUACACUGAACCCUGCGCAAGUUCAAUAAAGCGCACGCUCUGCAAUCGCAGCAUCACAGUUCAAUCUUUGCUCAGUACCAAAAUUUCUUACGCUGAAAGAAGACAGGUCACAUACAAUUUUUUCGUAUAGGGACCUCUCUUUUACAAUCAUGAUUAUAUUCUACUAUAAUUGUUAGAAUAGAAUUCUUGGAAUUUUUACAUUUUUCAUUGAAAAUUUAAUGACAAGAAGAAAAAAAGAAGAAGACAAAAAUAAAAAAAAAACAAUAAAUAAUAUGUUCAAAUUAAAAAAUAAUUUUAAUAUAAUAAUUGUAUAAAUAAUAUUGUGAAUGAGGCAAGUGUCUAUGAGCUGUUAUUACAAUGGCAGACGACCAUAUGUACGAUGAUGAGGAACUGGUGUCAUCAAAUCCAAAUCAAAGAAACUGGAGAGGAAUUUUAAUAGCUUUACUUGUCAUUAUCGCCGUCCUAGCCCUUAUUGUCACAUCUGUCGCACUUCUAACACCUCCAGAUGAUUCCACUCGAAUAAAAGGAGAUCCUUUAACAUUUGGACAGUUGGUGAAGGACUACUUAUUACCCAAGUUCUUUAACGGCACUUGGAUGAGCAAUCAACACAUAUGCUACGGCGAUUAUUAUGGUGGCAUCUCGUUAAUGGAUGUUUCCGAUCCUAAUAGCACUGCACGAAUUUUAAUGCCAAAAGAAAUAGUCGGAAGUUUGAAUCCUGCAAAAUUCUUUCUCUCGCCGGAUCAUAGAUAUUUAUUGUUAGCUAAAAACGUGAAGGAAUUAUUUCGAUAUUCAUAUUGGGCUCAAUAUACAAUCUACGAUGUCAAUACGCAUGAUACGAUACCAUUAACUCCAUAUCCUGAAAAGGAUCCUCAUCCUUAUUUAAUGAUGGCAAAAUGGACACCCCGUGGUCAUGGUAUCGUAAUGAUACAAGAUUAUGAUAUUUACUACAAAACUGGUCCUUUAAGCAAUAUGGCAUAUCGCGUGACCAACACUGCAGUACCUGGUAUUUUAUCCAAUGGAUUACCUGAUUGGCUGUAUGAAGAAGAAAUAUUACAUAGUGCAGAGGCUGUAUGGCUAUCCAAAGAUGGACAUAUGAUGCUGUAUGCCUCGUUUAACGAUUCUCUUGUUAAGGAAGUGCAUAGUGUUAAAUAUUUAGAUAAUCAAUAUCCCACGAUGCGACAUUUACGAUAUCCGAAGCCUGGAACACCCAAUCCUACUGUUAAUCUUUACGUUGCCGAUCUUGCCGAUCCAAAGAAUAUUAAUACAAAAUUAGUCAGACCACCGACUCUUAUUCUCAAUCACGCAGAUUAUUAUUUUACCACCGCUUCGUGGAUAUCACUAACGGAAGUGUGCAUUACUUGGACUACGCGGAGGCAAAAUAUAUCCAUUGUUUCCGUUUGUAAAAGUCCAUUAUGGCACUGUCAGGAAAUACAGAGGAUAGGAGGUGAAGGUAGAGGUUGGGUGGACACUCCAGCCGAAACACCACUUUUCUCAUUUAAUGGAAGUAGCUAUGUGACAAUUGCUCCUGUUCAAAGUGGAUCGGCAGGAUAUUUUAAGCACAUUGUAUGGGUGAAUGUACUAAAAAAACAAGUUGUGCCUUUAACGCAUGGAAAAUUUGAAGUCGUCAAGAUACUCGCCUGGAAUCAAAAUAAUGAAACAAUAUAUUUUAUUGGCAUACCGCCUUCACAUCCAGGGCAACGACAUCUCUAUCGUGUGAGUUCAGUGCCACAGCAAGGUGGCAAGGUGCAUUCAGCAGUUUGUAUCACUUGCACCGAUUCAUCCAAAGUGGAGAAUCGUUACGCACUCGCUGAGGGACAAAAUAAUAUUCAUCAUCCGGAAAUAAAUGACGAUUGGGUUAAUAAAAAUGACUGGAAUCAUCAGACAAUUAAUUUAGUCAAAAAGGAAGAACAUACCUUGCGCAAUGAACGUAAUAAUGAUUUAGAGAAUAAGACGAAUCAUCAAAAUGAAUCAAAAAAUCAAGUAGCUUGUCAAUAUCACAGUGCAAUAUUUUCGCCAAGUUAUGAAUACUUUGUGUUGGAAUGUCAUGGACCCUGCAUUCCUUCAGUGUCUUUGUAUAAAACAGAAAUGCCAGCGCCUCGAUUUAUUGCUUUACUUCAAAAUAAUUCCUUACUUCAUGAAAGACUUGCUAAAGUAGCUCUUCCACAAAUAAAAACAUUUCCCGUUCAGAUAAGCGGCGGCUAUGAUGCUCAGGUGAAGCUUCAUUUGCCGCCAGGUUUGCGGGACGAAGAAAUCACUCGCUACCCAAUGGUUAUCCAAGUAAAUGGCGCACCAGGGGCACAAUCAGUGAAUGAAAUGUUUAAAAUCGACUGGGGAACAGUGUUGGCAAGUGAAAAAAAUAUGAUUGUCGUGGAAAUUGACGGCAGAGGAAGUGGUGGACAAGGUUAUCAAUUGAUGCACGAAGUGUACCAUCGAUUGGGCACCGUUGAAGUCGCCGAUCAACUUGAAGUCACAGAAUAUUUACGCGACUCCCUACAUUUUGUCGACAAACGUCGAGUUGCAAUUUGGGGUUGGAGUUACGGUGGUUUUGUGGCAGCUCACGCUUUAGCCGUUCCUGAUCAAGAUGUCUUCAAUUGUGGCAUCAGUGUCGCUCCCAUUGUCAAUUGGGAAUUAUACAAUUCGGUUUACACCGAGAGAUACCUAGGAUUAUUGAAUAAAUCCGAGGCCAAUUAUAAGGGCUAUCAAGACGCAAACCUGUGUAAUAAAUUCAAUUCCCUGAGCGAACAGGAGCAGGAGAAGCCAAGGGAUACCGAAAAGCCGAAAAAAAAGAAACAAAAGAAAAUGUUUUAUUUGGUGCACGGAACAAGUGACAAUAAUGUUCAAUUUCAACAUUCAAUGACUCUUGCUAGGCAUCUGGCCAAAAAGGAUAUAUUAUUUCAACAACAGGUGUAUCCAGACAGUGGGCAUCAUUUAUCAACAUACAAGAAACAUUUAUAUGAAUCAAUGGCGAAUUUCUUGAAUGAAUGUUUUCAGAAACAAGUACCUGUAGAAACAAAGUCUGGUUUAAGUAGCGGUGGCUCUGUUCUCGAUGACGAUGAUGAAAAUGAUAAUAAGGCACUCUGAAAGAAAAAGGCUUAAAAUCAAUAAAAUGUACAGUACAUAACGUGCAAUCUUAAAUAACGUCUCCGAACUGUGUUCCGUUCAAAUAUAUAGGAAAAUAACAAAAAUGAAAAAAAGUAAGAGAAGAAAAUAGGUGCGUAAUUUUUUUCAAUUUUCUCUCUCUCUCUCUCUUUCUCUCUCUUUUUCGUGAGAAAAAUUUCCAAUAAUACCAAUUCUAAAUUGUAAAUAUUAAUAAUCGCGCUAAUUGGUUUGCUUUUAAAAUCAAUUAUAAGAUAAAACUAAUUAUAUAUCUAGAUAAUAUGAAAAAAAAUUGCCUUCGAGCUGAAGUAGAAUUUUUUUUUUAUUUUUUUCGAAUCAGAUAUAAAGAAGUGCGAACAAUAUUAUCGUGAUUAACAAUCAUAAAAAUUUUCGAAUUUCUCGAAAAUUUGUUUGCUGUAAAAAUUUCUUGAAGAACAGUAUUUAAGAGAUGUUCCUUUAAGCGCAGUAGAUAUUAGGUGAACUUGUAAUUUACUAAAUAUGAUUGUUAUAGAUUUUUUUCUAAUAACAUUUUUCCCGCUUUAAAUAGAAAAAGUAAAAAUAGAAUUCGCAAUCGAAAAAAAAG